CUUCCCCGCCUUUCAUGGCAUGAAUCCAUGAAUCACCAUUCCAAAGUUUCUUGAUAUACGCAACGGUAGUCUUAUUGUCAUUUCACUUCAUUCAAAAUGGCAACUCAAGCAGGUAUCAUUAUCGAAGGGGUCAAUCAACCUCACAAAGUCGUCGACAACAUCCCCCGCCCGUCCCCCGAAGGCAGGCAGGUUCUUGUGAAAUGCCUCGCCGUAGGUCUCAAUCCCAUUGAAGCUCUCCAGCAUCACACUGGGAUGAUGGUAAACGAGUGGCCCGCAAUCCUAGGCAGUGAUGGCGCUGGUGUUGUCAUUGAAGUUGGACCCGACGUUGCCAGGCUGAAGGUCGGCGACUACGUCUACAGCUGUGCCCCAGUCGGCCAGAAUCGAUUCACGCCAUUUCAAGAUGCUUACCUGGCUCGGGAAGAUUUGCUGUUCAAAAGGGGCAACAACAUCUCCCUUGAAGAUAGCUGCACCAUUGGAACAUGUCUUCUGACUUCAAGCCUGUGUCUCCUUGGUGGGGCAGGGCUCGAGCUUCCUGACGAUGUGAACAAAUCCCAGGAAAAAGAUGAAUGGAUCGUCGUUUUGGGCGGCAGUGGUAACGUUGGGCAAUUUGCAAUACAGCUGGGUAAAGUCUGCGGAUACAAGGUCCUGGCAUCUUGCUCUCCGUCUAAGCAAUCUGUUGCUGUCAGAAACGGAGCUUCAGCGACCUUUGACAGUCGUGAGACGAUUGACGCGCAAGUCACGGAAAUCAAGAAGAUUACCGACGGAAGCUUUGGCAAAAUGAUGGAUGCGAGCACUUAUGGUUACAAACUCAUGGUGAAAGCUCUCGAAACCGCUUCUAAUGCGAAAGAGAAAUACCUUGCGUCGGUUGACUCUUGGUCCCCAUUCUCAACACCAUCUUCUAUCAACGAGUACAGAGCAGACCUUGGCCAUCUCUGCCGUCCCAACGAGAGGGAUGGAGCACAGAUUACAUCCAAUAUCGCCAACUGGAUUCCGUUGCUUGAAAAGCAUAUUGCUGCUGGGACUCUGAAGCCACUCGAGCAUCAUGUUGCUGAUGGGGUCGGAUGGGAGAAGGUCAUCCAGGGCAUUCAAGACAUGGAAGGAGGAAAAAUUGGGAAGAAAAUUGUUGUGAGAACCCAGGAAGAGUGAAGAAGGUUUUGUUAUUUUUUCCACGUUGUAUUUCGUGAUUGCUGAUCUGCGCUGUUUGGAACAAAUAUGGAAUGGUUUGUUGCAUAAGAAGCCAAUCACGAGACCUGGGC
Molecule: messenger RNA, 1256 nt
Organism: Fusarium odoratissimum NRRL 54006
Lineage: Eukaryota; Fungi; Ascomycota; Sordariomycetes; Hypocreales; Nectriaceae
Exons: 6
Coding region: 97-1146 (349 amino acids)
Molecular function (GO): oxidoreductase activity, acting on NAD(P)H
Source: RefSeq, a predicted model, not a curated record